Molecule: messenger RNA, 3082 nt
Organism: Anarrhichthys ocellatus (wolf-eel)
Lineage: Eukaryota; Metazoa; Chordata; Actinopteri; Perciformes; Anarhichadidae
Gene: cd82b
Product: CD82 molecule b
Exons: 9
Coding region: 627-1397 (256 amino acids)
Cellular component (GO): plasma membrane
Source: RefSeq, a predicted model, not a curated record
AACGAGUACAACAGUACUAGCAUAUACAUACUGUAUAUUUAAAGGACAAAUAGUAAAAGUUGUUGUGCACAAUGGCCAAUUUCUUAGUGUAUAUUAUAGGAUUAUAAAUAUUGAAGCAUUAAUGUGUACAUCAACUUCUUAUUAAAGAUGGUUAAGCUUUAUAUACUUUAUCUGCCGGGUAGCUUGUGAAUUUACCCCCGAGGUCUAUGAAGUUUUUAUCUUAAUCUAUAAUGCAUAGUUUGCAUUAUUAUUAUAAAGAAGCAGAAAAUGUAAAUACUGCCAAGUGUUCCAUUUCAGAAUUAAACUUGCUUUCCACGAAUGAGAUGCAUAUUUAUAAUUUAUAAUAGUUUUGUAAAAGCUGCAAAUUACUGACAUUAGAAAAUGCACCCGUGUGGCCUUUUAAGACAUGUGCAUGUUUUUAGCUUUGCCGGGCAGGAGAGGGUUAAUGGAGCAGCACGGUAGGGGUGGGAACACUUUCCCAGACACACACACACACACACACACACACACGGAUAAACAUACACAAGUCUGGUCUCUCAGAGACAGUUUAGUCAUCCAGUGAGCAAGACGGAAGACUGUCGACCCCCUGUUGUCCACGUUUGGAGAAGAAGUCAAAAAGCGCAGCCAUGGGGAAAGGAUGCAUCACAGUCACCAAGUACUUUCUAUUUCUCUUCAACCUCCUCUUCUUUAUCUUCGGAGCGUUGAUCAUGGGCUUUGGCCUGUGGGUCCUCUUUGAUAACCAGAGCUUCAUUGCUGUUCUACACGAAUCAUCACACACGGUGAAAGUGGCGUCUUACAUUCUCAUCGGAGUGGGUUCCUUGUCAAUGGCCAUGGGCUUCUUCGGCUGCAUAGGAGCCAUCUACGAAGUUCGUUGUCUGCUGGGUCUGUACUUCACCUGCCUCCUCCUCAUCCUCAUCGCCCAGGUCACUGCUGGAGUUCUCAUCUACUUCCAGAGAGAUCUUUUAAAAUAUGAAAUGUCCAGCAUCAUAAAGGACAUGAUAAUCAACUACACUGGGAAGAACAGGACCACAGAGCAGACCUGGGACUACAUUCAGAAGUCGAUGAACUGCUGUGGAUGGACCGGUCCAGGCAACUGGUCUGAGAACGUCUUGAUCAAGAACAGCUCCCAUAACCUCUACUCAUGUUCCUGUCGCAAUGCAUCCAUGUCUGGCACGGACAUCAAAGACGUAGGCCUGUGUGAGCAACUGUCCAGAGAAACACCCAUCUAUGAAACGGGCUGUGUAACCAGUGUGGAGAAAUGGCUCCUGGACAACUGUGGAGUUAUUCUGGGAAUCUGUGUCGGUGUGGCAGUCAUCGAGCUCCUUGGGAUGAUCCUCUCCAUGUGUCUUUGCAAGAGUGUCGUCCAGGAGGAUUAUACCAAAGUACCGAAGUACUGAGCUGAAGACAGAGCCAGCUUCACGCCACACACAGAUGGAUAGACUCUUUCCCCCUCUCUCUCUCCCUCUCUCUCUCUCUCUUUCUCUCUCCUAGUCUCACAUUCUCAUGAACACACACACACGCACACACACACACAAAUUCACUCAGCUGUCUCCACCAUUUGAGCUUCUCCUGCCUUGACAGCUGUGCUAAAUUCUCACGCCUCAUAUGUCCGACACACACACACACACACACACACACCUCUCAAUCAAGUUUUGACAUGCGUCCGCAAGUUACCAUUCUUGUCUCAUCGUUUUGUGUUUUUUAAAGAGACAUUUAUAAUGUUUUGGUAAUAUUUUUGGUGGAAGCCUGAGAAUUUUGCGGUUUUGAUACUAUGCAAAUGUUCAUUUACGAGUUGUUUUGUUUUCCAUGGCUGACCUCAAUGAAUCGCUUAACAUAGUUGGUAGAGAGAGCACUUUAGUGACAUUUGGUGAGCCGAGAGCCGGAGCAUCUUCUGACUCUGGGGCAUGGAGGAUGAGAGGGAGACGGGAGGCUGUGGGUGGUGGACGUUCUCGAGGAUUAAUGCCACUUUGUGAUCGUGCAGCUGGUAUUUUUGGUGCGGAGGGUGGAGGAGAGGCCCAGGGCUGAGCCGGGGCAGGGCUGCUGUGGUGGAGGUUUUGGCUUCUGUCAUCAGCUCCUUGUACCCAGAAGCCCUGAUAUUAACCUCCAUUUACACCCACCACCAUCGCCUCCUCCUUCCUCCAUCCAUCCGUCAUCUGUUAGCGUCGCUGUCCUCUUAGGUGUGUCUGACUGGUAACCAGUAGCUUUCCAAAAUGACUAGUUUUGCAUGAAGUAAGUGUGUAUGUGUUGACUGAGGGUUUUUUCUUCUAAUUCUAUAGUCUCAUGUUAUCAUGUUUUGUAUUUUUACAACUGUAUAUAUGACUGGUAAGGGAUUAUGGCACUUCAGUGCUUGGUCAGCGUUUUACAUGAGAAAGCUGUCACCCACAUGCUCUUGUUUGAAGAGUCCUAUUGUUCUUUGUUUCCUCUCUAUUGUUUAUGAUGUACAGAAUGUGGCUGCCACAGCGGCUCGUCAGCACUAUUUUGGUCUGAAUCAGAGAAAUUGGAUCCCUUAGAGUGAGUCUGUCUUCACUCUUGAAGCUGUGUUUUCAUUUCUUUAACAUUGCAUGAGUUUGUGAGCAGACAAUAUAGCUUGCAGUGAUUCUAUAUAAUACAGGCAGCUAUGAACAGACAUUUUUUAUCAACUCCUGCUCUUUGCUAAAAAUUUGUUUUACAUCAAUGUUGCUUUGAGUUUUCCCCCCAUCCCACUUCUCGUCAUCUCGGUUCCUUCAUUUUAAACACGCUAUUAUUGCUGAAUUUAGUAGAUGGAUUGCACUUUUAUGUGGUUUAUAUUUGACGAGUCGUUUCAAAUCAUGUUCAUUAUGCUGCAAUGACACAAGGGCAGAAAGUGUUCAUGAAAGAAAAUUGUGUGUCAGAAUCAGUCAGCCUCUAUUUUGUGACCUGCCAAAUUGAAACGUUAAUUUAUCUUAAUGGGAGAUGAAGGCUUUUUAUUGUGUGUUUAAGAUAUUUUUACACUUUUACAAAAAAAUGAAUAUUGUUUAGAAUAAAUAUAGUAAGACAUGUUUAAAAAGAAAUAUUUCUUUUUGUUAUUGAGGAUUAUUAAUAAACCUGAAUCCAAUAGAAUCCA